Molossus molossus (Pallas's mastiff bat) is the source of this 3705-nucleotide messenger RNA. RefSeq names its product chromosome unknown C3orf38 homolog (gene CUNH3orf38). The record is from RefSeq and is a predicted model, not a curated record. NCBI's taxonomy places the organism in Eukaryota, Metazoa, Chordata, Mammalia, Chiroptera, Molossidae. The transcript has 3 exons. Bases 376 to 1365 code for a protein of 329 amino acids.
GACCAGCGCCCGCGUUCCACACACCUGCGCAGCGCUCCCAGGCGCGGUCUUGGCGGAGCGACUCCCGAGGAGUUCGGGGCUUCGCUUUCCGCAUCCAGAUCCCUUGUGGAAGGUCGAUGUUCUCGGUGUAAACGCGGCUCUUUUUGAAGUGAGAUCCGUGGGACUCGGCUCCGUUCCGGCCAGCCCGGAACGACAAGUUGGCGCACUGCGUUUCCUGAUUGACCUCUUUGGCGGUCACUUCCGCCUAAGGGUUUGGAAUAUCCCAGGCGAACAGCCGGAAGGCACUUCCGGUGCCUGUCGCCUAGGCGCCGGCCCCGGUGGGCCUAGAGGAGCGCACCAUUGGCUUCGUCCUCUACCCCCUUCCUGGGGGUCGAGAUGUCGGGGCUCAGCUACGCAGAGAGAGAGGGCUGUCGUAAGCUGCUCGGCCUGCUGGAGAACGAGGAGAUCAUGGCCCUAUGCGACACCAUCACCAACCGCCUGGUGCAGCCUGAAGACCGCCAAGAUGCCAUUCGUGCAAUAUUAGUGUAUAGUCAAAGUGCAGAAGAACUUCUGAAGCGAAAAAAAGUCCACCGAGAUGUCAUAUUUAAGUACUUGGCAUCUCAGGGGGUUAUUAUACCUCCAGCUACUGAAAAACACAAUCUUAUUCAGCAUGCUAAAGAUUACUGGACAAAGCAAUUACAUCUGAAAUUGAAGGAAACACCAGAGCCAGUUAAGACCUCUGAGGACAUUAGACUCUCUCAACAGCAGGAGAAAGAAGAUAAAACUGAAAAAGUUGAUUUUCGUCGAUUAGGAGAAGAAUUCUGUCACUGGUUCUUUGAACUUCUUAAUUCUCAGAAUCCUUUUCUUGGACCACCUCGAGAUGAAUGGGGGCCACAGCACUUCUGGCAUGAUGUUAAGCUUAGGUUUUAUUACAAAACAUCUGAACAGAAUGUGAUAGACUACCAAGGAGCAGAAAUUGUGAGCCUUCGUCUGCUGUCACUUGUGAAAGAAGAACAUCUUUUUCUCAGUCCCAACCUUGAUUCCCACGGAUUGAAAUGUGCUUCUUCUCCCCAUGGACUGGUUAUGGUUGGAGUUGCUGGGACUGUCCACCGAGGAACUACUUGUUUGGGCAUUUUUGAACAAAUUUUUGGACUCAUCCGCUGCCCUUUUGUGGAGAAUACUUGGAAAAUCAAAUUUAUCAACCUGAAAAUUAUUGGGGAGGCUUCCCUUGCCCCUGGAACAUUAAUGAAACCAGCUAUUACAUUUGAACCAAGUGAUCUGGAGGCCUUUUAUAAUGUAAUCACUUUCUGUGGUACCAAUGAAGUACUACAUAAUGUAAGGCAGGUGAAUAGUGGAACUGGAGACCAAACUUUACGCAGGAAAUGAGGCAUUGUUGAACAAAAGAGAACUGAGUUUCAGUAAUCCUCCAAAGCAUUGAGCACUGUGUCAGUCUAUACAGAUACUCUUCCAGAUAGUACACUGACAUAUUUUAGCUGAAAUAUCUUUUUUGACUACAGACUAACACAUGUGAAUACCUGCCUCUUUCUACCUGAGCGCAGCAAAUGUUCUGAGGGCUUAGUGCAGUUUAUCAAAUAAAUCCCACUUUAGAUGUUACAAACACUGUGCCUUAGAAACCAGAUAAUAUUUUCACUGUAUUCUGCUAAUGUGGGUACUUUUCAUGUGGAAAGGGAGUGAUGGUGUUCAGGGCUUCUUCCCCUUUUCAAGUUUCUUUUAACAAUUUGGAUAAUUUUACAAACACAUCUCAUGGAUAGUAUUUUUAAAAUAUGCAAUUUUUUAAGAAGUGCAUAUUUUAGAGAUGUUUUAUAUAAAAUCAAAAUUCUUUAGAAGACUUCAGUGACAUUCAUAUGCAAAGGGUUUAGUAAUUUAGCAGAUGUAGAAAAAUUUUCUUUGCAUUUUUAAAAUUUGAGGAACAUAUUUCAAAGUUACCUACUGUAGUCCAGUUAAAUAUCCUACAACCUGUAGUAUUUUCUGAAAUAUUUUGGGCAAUAAGUGCUGUUCUCAAAACAGACAUCAUCUAAGGCUUUAACAGUUUUAUGGAGCAUUUAUUGUAACACCUACAAAAGAAACAUGCUGUUGGAAUUUUUGAAAAGGUGUGCCCUGUUCCUUGUAAUUGAAUUACUGUUUUUCCUCUUACUUGAUCUAUAAAAAACUAUAAUGUAAGGAAUAUACUCCCUCAUCAUAAUUUGUUUUAUUAGGUUUGAGUUAUGAGGUUAAAGUUGACAAAUUAAUUACAUAGUUGGUUUAAAAUUUAAAUUUCUCAUCACCCAACAGCUAUUUACUGAUCCUGGAUUUUGUAAUUCAUUUCCAAAAUGCCAUUUGGAAAAAAUUUUAACUGGGAAAUACUGCGAUUAUGUAUUGUACAUGCUGUCUUUUUGCCUUUAACUCUGCUCAUGAUCAUCAGGGUAACUGAAAAGAAUUUUGCGGGCAAGAGGAAAACACUCUUUUUUUUAAUGCCAUGCCUCUUAUGGGGAGUACAAAUUGAUAUGUCCUAAAAUAAAAACUUAAUAAAGGAGGGAAUUCUCUUUUGUCUUCUAUUAGAAUAGUGUAUUGUUUAGAUUUAAAGCUAAAUUUUCUUUUUCUCUAAGCCAGAAAUAUCAUUGUAACACAUAAUUGCAUCUGCAAUUUGUAAGUUACUGAAUCAAGUGCAAAAUAAAAUAAUCCAUUGGUAGGUAGGCCCUUUGCAGAAGGAUUCAAUAUUAACCUUUUAUGUGGUCAGAAAAACAGAAAACAUUUGAUUGAAAUUUUAAAUCGAUAUAUGGUUCUAGCUAAGUCAUAUAGAUCUUAUUAAUACACGAUAUAGGAUAUUUUGACAGACCACUUUUAUUUAUAGAGUUGGAAGGAAAAUAUUUAGAAUUAUAUCAGAGUGCACUGAAUCCUAUUAGCUUUAUUUUUCUACUUUGAGCCUUUCCAAUAGUCUUUCAGUAAAAAGUAUUAAUAUUAAAAUUGUGAUUUUGCAAUGAGUUAUAAUGUACCUCAAAAUAUUAAGCCAGAAUUGCUUGCGUUCGAAUAACUGUCCUAGAAUUUGGUACCUCCUAAUCUCUGUUUCCAGUACUGCCAAAUUUAAUUUCCCUUUUUAGUGAGUCAUUUGGUGAGGAUUCUUUAAUUAGCAUUUUCCAGACACCCUAAAUCUUAAAUAUGGUAUUUCAUUUGAAUUAAUGAAUUAAGGAUUAAAAAAAUCCCUGUGUCCCCCAGCCAUCUGUGUUACUUGUCCCAUCUGAUGUUUUCUUAACAAAAAAUUAAUAAAUAGAAAAGCCAGUUUCCUGGAAUCAUUUAGUUGCAUAAAUUUGCAUUAAUCUUUUUCAUCUCCCAUCUUUUACUAUACUGAUGUUUAGUAUAAACAAGUAUCUUAAACGGUUACAUGUAAGUUACUUUUGCCUUCUUAGUAGAUGGUAAAUUCCUAGAACUGGUGAUUCUUAAUUAUUUUCACAAUCUUCCCCUGUGAUUGCACAGGGUAAACUAAAUUUUGGGUGAUUGAUAUGCUUGCUACUUUCCCUUGCAUAUUGUGUUUAUUAUUUACUCCUGUGGACAGCUAAAUGCAGUAGAUACCAUUGUACUUUUUUUUAACCAAAAAACAAGUAACUUCUCAGUUUUUGGAGCUAAUGGUAGAGCCUAGUUUUAAACUCGGGUAUUAGAACCUCAGAACCUUGUUGUUAGCUACUAUAUAUAUAUUGCCUCUUAUAUGUAGUAAGUUUUUAAUGAACCCUU